Molecule: messenger RNA, 6012 nt
Organism: Ixodes scapularis (black-legged tick)
Lineage: Eukaryota; Metazoa; Arthropoda; Arachnida; Ixodida; Ixodidae
Exons: 10
Coding region: 275-4330 (1351 amino acids)
Source: RefSeq, a predicted model, not a curated record
ACGUUUUGGCUCGACUCGGCGCGAGCUAACAUGUGAUCCGUGAUGGUGCUUGUGGCGCUUGUGGUGCUUGUGUGUGGUGGACUUGGGAAGCAAUCUGCAAUCUCCGCGCUUCCUUGGGCUGUGACAGUAACCUUCCCCAAGACCAUGGCCCUCGCCGUUAUUUCGAUCCACGAGAACGUCAGCCGCGCAGCCUACUUCUCGGAGAAAGACACGUAUAGGAGACCAAGACAGCUCUCCACCACGUAGCAGGGCGGGCGGAGACGAGCCGUCCAAGAUGCCGCGAAAAAGGCGCAUUCCUCAAAAGUGUCCCAACGAAUUCGAUCCACAACAGCGCUUGGAUCCCAGCUCGGCGGGCGGUGCGAUCUUGCCGGACGGAAUCAUAAGGAACAGCUUCGCCAUCGGUGAAGACAUCCACCCGGGCGAAUGCCUACGAAACUUGCAAGAAAUGUUCCAAGGGAAGCUGGACGCGGAUGUCAUCCAUAUGGUUCUGACAGAGUGCGAAUUCAAUGUGAACAACGCAUUGGAGGCCCUGUUCACCCUCCUCCCGCAAGACGGUGCGGCAGCCAGUCCCGGAGACCUGCUCUCCGCCGCCACAAGUACCUUUCAUGCCUCUUCAAACGACCUCUCUCCGUCUACGAGCAGCGAAAGCUUGGCGGGGGGAGAGAACAUUGUCACCUCCGAGGCCGAAGUUCACAAGUCCAGCGAAGAGAGCGAGAGGGAAAGCGUCCUCGGAGUGGAUUUCAGGUGUCCGCCACCCGCAGAGAACCCGCGGUCUACGCCCUUUUUCUCCUCUCUCUCCCGCUACGUCGACGCUCCGCCUUUUGUGCCCUGUCUUCCACAACCCAAAGCCUCCAGCACAGACACCUGCGCUUCCACAAAGCCGGUAAAUGUGACCACAAAAUCAGUCUCCGAUGUUUUGGUCGGUCACGGCAGGGAGGGUGAAGCAGAUACGGGACAACCGUUGUCGUCGUCGUCGUCGUUGUCAAAAGAGCAGGACGACCUAAAGGAGCUCUUGGCGAAUGGCGAACAAGUAUUGGUGCUCAUACGAGGACUCCCCGGCAGCGGGAAGUCUACUCUCGCGGAGAAGAUCCGCGGUCGCAACGGCGUGGUGCUCAGUGCGGACCACUUUUUCUACCGCAAGGGCAUGUAUGUGUUCGACCGGAUGCGGUUGUCCGAGGCACACGAGUGGAACAAGCGGCGCGCCAGCCAGGCCAUCCAAGAUGGCCGCUCGCCCGUCGUCAUCGACAACACCAACGUUGAGGUGUGGGAGAUGAUGCCUUAUGUCGCACUGGCACUCAGAGCUCGGUACCGCGUUGUGGUACUCGAACCUGACACUCCCUGGAAGUUCAACCCGAAGCAGCUCACGCGACGAAACACCCACGGUGUUCCGAGGCGGAACAUUGAGUCGAUGUUGGAGCGGUACGACCAUAGCGUCACCGCGGAGUCGCUCUGUCGGACAUUUGGUUUUUUUCCGAGCGGGCCAAGGCCCGAAAGUGUGACCGCUAGUCCCGUUACAAAUCCUACUGUCUCAAGAGUGGAUCAUCCAGUUCCGGUUGCAACCGAGUCUUCGGCUGACAAGGUGGUUGAGGCUGCGGAGGACUCUGGCGCUUAUAAAACAGCUGCAGCGGAGAAAGCUUCGACAAGUUUGGAGACAAUAAGUUUGCAGGAUUUGAUGGCGCUCGUUCAAAACGAUAGCGAAGGGUCUGGGAGCGGCAGUCGACAGAAUUCAGACUCCUGGUCUUCAGGACAGGACACAAACGACUGGGAAGACGCGACAGAACACGACGACGAUUUUCUCUGGACUGCCUCGAGCAAGUCCGCUGCGUCGCGGGCCCGGACUGGACUUGCGGUUGAGGACGCUCUGUUUGAAGAACCAGAAAUUCCAGAUUCGGGGAGCGAAGCCGACGAUAUUCCUACGGAACAUACCGUUGCUGAAGAUAUUAAGCUACCUUCUAUAGAAUCCUCUCCCUCUGCGCAAGAAUAUGCAGAUUGUGCUGACACCCGGGUAGACAGUGCUCCAAAACCGCAGAGAGAGCUGCCAACUACAAAAACCAGCGGACAUUUGCAGAAGGCUGAAAAUCCAUUUCUGCUCGAGAAAUUCCCAGAAUUCUCUGAGCCUUGGGAGCCGCACGAGAAGCCAGCUCCAGUGGACGACGACACUCCGAAGCCACAGAGGUCGCCACAGCGGUCUAGACAAAGUCCCAGAAAGACCAGUGGCGACAGGGCCCGGUCUUCUAGUCCGGUACCAGAGGUCCCCCACACCGUCCCGAGGACGGCCGAAAGCUCUCGGCAGGGUCGAUCUGCCGUCCGAAGGCCGAUCUUCGGAUUGGAAAAAGUUGUCCGUAGCAACACAUGGACUUUCCCGGAGUUUGCGGUGUACGAACCACCACCGGUAGACCCAUCUGAUGUCACCAGGAUCAGUCCCGAAAAAAAGGAUGCAUCAAGUGCUACCGACGGCUCCGACUUUGCACUUGUCCAGAAGAUACUCACCGGUGAGUCCGACGAACUCAAAGUCCUGGUUGGAAAAUGCCCGGUAACAGAUGAUCCGCCGGACUAUGAGGCACUGUUCCCGUUGUAUCGCUCAAAUACCGUGGAGAGGAGUACGGACACGAAUGACCUCCCAACGAACGAUCUGGACUUUGCUGAUCGGCUGGCCCUUCUCCAGCAGUGUAUUCCCGGGGUCAGUUCUCCGGACUUGGAGGACAUCUUCCAGCGUUGCCACGGUGACCACGUGUGGGCAGCCAACCUGUUGCUGGAGUCUAACGUGCCGUGCGACUUGCAGCCUCUUGUCAUCGAGGAAGACGGAGACGCCCCAAAGCCGACCGAAGCCUCAAGCAAUUCUGGAUGCGACAGAGAAGCAACUGCUGUUGCAGUCAUAUCAGAAUUAUCACCGCCGGUGACAUCAGGUCUAGCCACACCACAGACAGCAAUAGGAAUGCCCAUACCUGCGGUGCUUCCAUUGGCAGAAGUGCCAGAACUGGAGACAUCGUCGGCAAUACCAACAGUAGAACAAGCACUGCCAUCAUCUUCAAAGCUUCCAGAGAAACAGCAAGGGUCAGCUACGGCUUCCAGUGACAUUGUAGUGAACAAUAAGGGUAGAGAUUCAUUUUCAGAGCCAUCAGUGCGACCCCGAAAAUCUGUUGGAAGGGAGUUCACGUUUACCUUGGACCACUCCUUUGCCUGUCAGCUUGUGGAUGCCUUUGGUUCAGAAGGACUGCAUGUCUCGCUGGAUGCCUUCAGUCAUCAGGACCUGAGCGUCACCAUCGGUAACGACAUGGCAAAGGAGCUUCAUCGCCUCUGGAUGGAAACACUCAGGAGCACCAUGAAGAGGGAAGAAGAGGAGAUAAUGGAAAUGUGGUCUGCUCCCUCGGUCGAAGAGACGACGAGCCAGGCGCAAGCGGGCGCGGAGAACGACCGGAGGGAAGCGUCGCCCGAUGUCGACUGCGGCCCGCUCCCUACACUCAAUGACGAUCCGCAGUGGGCCAAGGCACCACACGAGAUGAGCUUCCGCGAAAUCAUGGAGAUGGAGGCGGCGUUGGAGAAGAAACGGAAAGAUUGGGCGAAGAACAACGCAUACAUGGACAUGGCGACAAAACUCAAGCACAAGCAGCUCUACGACAGGUUCCCGGGAGUCGAUCGUCAGGCCCUGGACGACAUCUUCGUUGCGAGCAAUUAUUCGCUGAUCCAGUCCAUCUCUACGAUCAACGAGACGCUCGGAAUGGCCUCGGAAGAAGAAAACGUGGAGGACUACGAGAGAAAAAUCGUCGAGCUCGUUGCGUUGGAGAGCAUGAGACCCGGCGACCAGCAGGACGACGAGUGGCAGCCGGCAGUGGAGGGCCAUGAAGACCUGUACGACCGCCUGCAGCUGGUUGGCGACUACGACGUGAUCCGGCGCGAGGCCACGGUGCACUACCACAUGCGGCAGGAGGCCUUCCGCAAGGCCAAGGAGGCCUACCAUCGGGGCAUGAAGACCGUGGCUGCCUUUUACUCCCAGCAGGGAAGGGCAUACGCUCAGAAGAUGAGGGAAGCCAACGAGCGGGCGUCGGAGAAAUUGGUACAACUCAGGAACGCGGGCAGUGACGACAACAGCUUGGACCUGCAUGGGCUGCACGUCCAAGAAGCCAUACAGGUGCUGAAAAACUUUGUGAAGCUGAAGAAGCGCGAGGCGUGGUGCCUCCAGAAGAAAGUGGUGCUGCGGAUAAUCACGGGGAGGGGCGCCCACAGCGCCCUCAACAUCCCCAAGGUCAAGUUUGCCGUCGAAGGGUUUCUACUGAGCAGCCAGCUCAACUACAAGGAGGUGCAAGCUGGCAUGUUCCACGUCAUGCUGUAAUACCGGACAGACGUCACUUCGACGCGGACGUGCGCAUCCCAUGGAUGUAUAUUUGAUACCGAUGCCUUUUACAAAUGCGAUGAACUGUACUUUUAUAUUGCCCGCAAAGUAGGCACCUCAUAUUUCUGACUCCCGUGUCAGCGCACUUGGACCGUUUAGUCGUCGUCCGUUGAAUUUAUGUGGGGUUGAUUGAGAGAAGCGUAUUUAUUUAGACAUACUGUUAUACUUAUUGCUUUUAGGUCAGUUUCGUUGACGGCUCACUACUUUACGUGUAUUUUUCGCUCAUUACUAUACUUAUUGUUAUUUUAGUAUACUAGCAAAGAAUGAGGUAAGACCCCCUUAGGGGUUUAGGUUUGAAUGGCGAUGCGACGUUUAUUGCGGAAUAGGCAAAGGAUAUCGAAAUGUGAAGCCAAGAGAUGCAAUGCAGAUUUUGCUAGUAAUGGUGUCGAUAUUUUGGGGACGUCUAUCUGUACUCAUGUAGCAGGACUUGGUUCGAUGAAGUGUGGCAGUAUGCGAGUGGAAAUUUCAAUAGACUACUUUAUGCAAGUGUUGAGUAUCAUCCAAUGUGUGGUGGUACGUCGCACCAGUACACCACGUCAGUCUCGCAUUUGCUCACGGUAUAGAACCUUUCUGAAACUUCGAAAUUAUGCGUAGAUUAUGCGCGGCUGCCAUUAAUUGGUCAUGCCCUGUGAGCACGCAUUGGACACAAGCGCUUCGUCCGCAUUCGGAGUGUACUCUGAUCUAAAAGCAUUCCACCCGGAUGCUGCAGCAGUGCUCGGCCCGAACUCGGAGCCGAUCACAGGCUUCACGCCGGAAGCGACGAGACAAACUAGUGGCGGCUGCGCAUAAUCUAUGCAUCAUUUCACGAUUUCGGAUAGGGUCUGUUGGCAACAUAAUAUAAGUGUCUGACGCUUUCGGAUGAAGUCGGCGUAUUCAGCAUAGUGCGGACGACGACAGUGUUUUCUAUGUUCUCGUCGACAUUGCAACCCGCAAUGCCGAACGAGAAGUGCUCAAGUUUUCUAUACGGACGUUCGUUGAAAUGCUUUGGGCACACGAAUACCUUCAAAAUGACGAUCUCAUGCCGCUUAUAGUAUUGUAAAUAGUAUGCCAAAUUUAUCUCUCCGUAAUAAUGGAAUUAUUUUUUCUUUUGUAACAACACGCAUACGAAAAAUGUACAUAAAAACAUGUUUUUACUUACGAAAGAGGAGGCCCAUUUUUCACAUUUUGCAUGCCUUUUUCUUUUUUUUUUUUUUCCACUUGUAAGUAGGGUUUUGAGUUUUCAGUGCGAACCGAUAAACCCCCAAGAGCGUUUCCCGGGACCAGUUUUACGGAAAGCCUCAUAUUUUGAGCUUUUCUUCGAUAAAGAAAAACCCAAGCUUUCCAGGCAGAUAGCUUUACCGACAGGUUUAUUUUGUGUGAACUCGUGGCUGUUUCUUUCUCUGGGAUCCAUACCAAUCAUCUCAUUUGUGUUACGUGCACAUUCCCUGGGGCUUUGUCCUGUUUUCUUCAAUGUGAGCCACGAAUAAUGCCAAUAUUUUUUGUCCGACACCGGUAAAAUGCAGCAUCUGUGUGGGAAAAAAAAUAAUGAUAAACCCCGAAAACUUGGAACCCUACUCAUACGGGACAAGGUCCCUGUGCCGUCAGCUUUGUGGAUGGUGUAAAUAAACAUUUCUUGUAUACAA